Messenger RNA from Lottia gigantea (owl limpet), 2718 nucleotides. RefSeq lists its product as hypothetical. The record is from RefSeq and is a predicted model, not a curated record. The coding region runs from base 1 to 1485 and encodes 494 amino acids. The transcript is spliced from 10 exons. Gene Ontology annotation, biological process: transmembrane transport. Gene Ontology annotation, molecular function: transmembrane transporter activity. Lineage: Eukaryota; Metazoa; Mollusca; Gastropoda; Lottiidae.
AUGGCAAAUAUGAAGAGAUAUAUAACAGUUGUGUGGUGUUUUUUGGAAACUUUAUUUUUUGGUGGAUUAAUCUAUGGAUGGGGAUCACUGGUAUUUAUUUUGAAGGAUGAGGAUGUUUAUGCAGAUCUAUGUGAUGGUAAUCAACCGGAAUUUAAUUAUUCCAUACCAAUUAAUCAGAGUGUUCAGGUGUUUAACACAAGUUCAAGUAUGAAACGAGGAUGUAAUGAACAAGACUCCAUAUUUACUCUAGUCUUUACUGUAGCAUCAUUUCUCUUCUGUGCUGGUUGUGCUGUUCUUGGUCAAGUGAAUUAUAAAUUUGGUACCAGAGUAACACGAAUACUUUCUUUUUUGAUAUUUGAAUGUGGUGCUCUUAUGAUAGCUUUUGUAAGUCCAAGUGUACCAGCUUUAAUAUUUCCUGGGUUAACUCUUAUUGGUGUUGGUGGAAUCCCUUUAUUAGUUACUAAUGCACAAAUAGCUAACUUGUUUCAAGCUGGUAGCUCUACCAUCGUAGGUUUAAUGUGUGGUGCAUUUGAUGGUUCAUCGGGUGUUCAACUCUUAGUUAAGUUGGCUCAUGAAAGUGGGUUUUCCAGACAAAAAUCAUAUUUUGUUCUAGCUGGAACACAUACUCUUAUUCUGGUCAGCACAUUUCUGUUUCUACCAAAGGGUUUUAUACCUAGAUAUGAUGCACCUAUAGAAACAGAAAUACCUGAAGGUAAUUCUAAGACUGUAGAGAUGAAAUUGAUUAAAGAUAAAUCUGAAGAGAAAUUUGAAUCUGUUCCUCCAAUACAAGCUGAACUGAUCCCUGAACAAAGUGUUGAGAAACCAAAAUUACCUCCAUUACGUAGCUGUAUCUUGUCCAGUACUUACAUAUUACAUGUUAUGUGGGUUUGUGUUCUACAACUACGAUUCUAUUAUUAUAUAGCAUCACUGAAUCCCUGGUUAGAUCUCAUUUUAGAACGUGACCAUGAACAAGUAUCAUAUUUUACCAAUGUUUCAAUGUAUAUGUUAAUUGGUGGAAUAAUUACCUCCCCUUUAGUCGGAGUUGUUUUUGAUUUAUGUAAAUUGAUCUCAAUAAAUAGCCAUUCAGAAUUAAGAAAGACAUUAUUACCAGCAGUACCUCCAUUAAUAAUUGGUAGUUCAUUAGGUGUUUUACUAUCUAUCUUAGUAUUAAUACCAUCACCAACUAUUUUAUAUGUCAUCUUUAUAGUAGUUACCAUCUACAGAUCAUUUCUAUACAGUGUAGCUGCUGCCUUCUUAAACACAAUGUUUCCAAGUGAAUAUUUUGGAUUAUUGUAUGGUUGGAUGGUUAUAACAGCAGGGAUUUUUAGUUUUUUACAGUAUGCCUUGUUUAAAUGGAGUGAAGCUACAAAUUUUUCACAGGUCAACAUCUUUUUUCUCUGUUUUAUGUUUGUGUCAUUUUUUCAUCCUUUAUAUCAAUGGUGGAGGUGUCGUAAAGCAGAGUCUGUAGCCAUAUCUGAAGAUUAACAUUAGGAACCCUUUUGGUGACUCAUUAAUUCCAGGAUAAACUCUUUGGUGGAUAACAUGAUGAUUGCCAAUGUUUUGGUAGUUGGAUUUGGUUGGUCAAGUUAAUGAUUGUUGGAAUAUUGGUAUGAAUUCCUCAGUAAUUAAAAAUACAUGAUGUAUGAAUUUAUUUUAGAAAGAUAUCAAUAAUUAAGUAAUAGAAUUGUAAAACUACUUUAAUUUCAAAAUGCUUAUUUAUCAUAGGCAUACUAUUAAACAGAGUGUGUAACUGCCAAUGUCUGUUAAGUUAUAUCAGUAUUUUUAUAAGUCGUGUUCUUUUUCUUUUCAGUAUAACUGAAUAUUUGAUUUUUAAACUCCUAAUUUUUAAUACCCCAUAAGUGACAGUUUUUUUUAAAAUACCACUAUAAAUGCUGGUAUUUGGCUACAUUUGUUUUAUAAUAUUGUUCGAGACAAGUAUUUUGUACUUUUGCAAAGUAAAUGUUGAUAGAUAUCUUAUUGUUUCAUACAUACAUACAUUGAUACAACAUAACAGAUAUGAGAAUUCAAAAUGGACACUUGUUAUGUAGUUAAUGAAAAUCAUGGUAACAAGAUAUUUUGAUAUAUUUUUUUUUUUUUGGACAUCUUAUUUGUUAUACAUAAUUCUAUCAUAUUUAUACCCAUGACAAUAUUUAAGAAUGUUAUGUAUUGUAAAAAUUUUAUUUUGAUAUAUCAUGACCCACCAUAACUUUAUUCUGAUAUAUUAAGUUUAUUUACCCAUACAUCUAUGGUCAUUUGUUCCUAGGAUGGAGACUUUCUAGUUUCUGAAUAUAGUGUGAUUUCAUUUUUUGAUCUUUUUGCUAUGCUCACUGUUGUUUUGUUGCCUUUUUUAUUAGAUCUUGCUUAGUACUUUUUUAUUAUAUAUUACAAUGUGAAGAUAUAUGGUUGUCAUAUAUGAGAAACUCCAGUUUUGAAUUAAUAUUGAUGAAGGUUUGCAGAGGUAUUGCCGUGCAUGAAAAUUUAUGGAAACAUUAUGGUACUGGGUUUCUGAUACACAUAUAUAAAUAACCCUCUUCCAAUCCCUUUUAAUUUUUAUGUUUUUCCUGAAAGUAAGAAGUCCUCUAAAAGAAAUUGGUUCUUUGGUUAUAAUAAUUGAUUUAUUUUGUUUAUUUUUUGUUUGAAUAUGUGAUUAGCAUUAUUAUUUUACUUUAUUUUGAGGUAUUCAAAUAUUUUAUAAUAAAAAAAAAACAUUUAAUCCAU